Fusarium poae is the source of this 1581-nucleotide messenger RNA. RefSeq lists its product as uncharacterized. Gene Ontology annotation, molecular function: carbohydrate:proton symporter activity. The coding region runs from base 1 to 1581 and encodes 526 amino acids. Lineage: Eukaryota; Fungi; Ascomycota; Sordariomycetes; Hypocreales; Nectriaceae. The record is from RefSeq and is a predicted model, not a curated record. Gene Ontology annotation, cellular component: membrane. Gene Ontology annotation, biological process: carbohydrate transport; transmembrane transport. The transcript is spliced from 8 exons.
AUGGGUAUCGCAGGUGUCCUCAAAAAGGUCGUUCGCAAUGACGCGAUGAAGACUGACCCCGAAGAGAUCUACAACUGGCGCGUCUUUGCAGUCGUUGCAGGUUCAUGCUUUGGAGGUAUGCUGUUCGGUUGGGACACUGGAGCUAUUGGUGGUGUGCUUGCCAUGAAGGCUACCCAGGAGCGCUUCAACUAUACUGCUGCGGCCAAGACCACACUCGAUCAAAACAUUGUUUCAACCCUCCAGGCUGGUUGUUUUGCUGCUUGUUUCUUCACUUCGUAUUUCACCGAGAGAUUUGGUCGACGCUGGUGUCUUAUUGGAACUGGUACAAUCACAACUAUCGGUGUUAUUCUCCAGGCCGCCUCUACCGCUCAGGGAUCUCUCCCCAUCAUGUAUGUCGGACGUUUCGUCGCCGGUCUGGGUGUUGGAGCAGCUUCGUCUUUGGUCCCUCUGUAUGUGUCUGAGUGUGCGCCUCGAGCCAUUCGUGGUGGCUUGACCUCUUUCUACCAGCUGUUUAUUGUUACCGGUGUCAUGCUUUCUUUCUGGAUCAACUAUGGCGCUCUUCUCCACCUCAGUGCCCCUACUGUCUAUGCUCUGCCUCUUGCCCUCCAGGCUCUCCCUGCCGUGCUCUUGAUCGCCUGCAUGUUGGCUGCACCUGAAAGCCCUCGAUGGUGCGCUCGCAAGGAUGACUGGGAACGAGCCAAGUCUAUCUUGAUCAGUCUCCGACAGCUUCCCGAAACUCACGAAUAUGUCCAGAACGAACUGCAGGAGAUGUCCGCACAGCUAGAGGCUGAGAAGCGACUUACAGGCAACGCCUCUGCCAGCACUCUUUGGAAGGAACUUGUCACCAUUCCUGGCAACCGAAAGCGAGCUAUUAUAUCUGUUUUGCUCAUGGUGUGUGUCAACGCUGUCAACUACUACGCUCCUCAAAUCUUCCAGUCUCUCGGUAUGACCGGCACCACCGUCUCGCUUUUUGCUACCGGUGUCUACGGUAUCAUCAAGGUUUUAGGAUGUGCUACUUUCCUCAUCUUCUGUGCCGAUUCUCUUGGUCGACGCCGCAGUCUCCUGUGGACAAGUGCUGCUCAAUUCCUCGCCAUGUACAUCAUUGGUAUUUACGGCCGCGUUGAGCCCCCUGUUGCUGGCGCAGGUAUUUCUGCUUUCGGUUAUGUUGCCAUCGUCUGCAUUUACCUCUGGGCUGCUUUCUUCCAAUUCGGUUGGGGACCUUGCUGUUGGAUUCUUGUCUCCGAGAUUCCUACUGCCCGUCUCCGAGCCCUAAACGUCGCCAUCGCUGCUGCUACCCAGUGGCUCUUCAACUUUAUUGUCGCCCGAACUGUGCUCACCAUGCAGAAGACCAUGGGACCUGCCGGUUACGGUAUGUUUUUCAUGUUUGGUACCUUUGAUCUUCUCAUGGGUAUCUUUGUGUGGUUCUUUGUUCCUGAGACCAAGGGUCUUAGCUUGGAGCAGAUGGACGAGCUUUUUGGUGUCGCUGACAUCCAGGGCAAGCUUGACGCCGAGGGCCCCGAGGGAGCCCGCACUCCUAGCAUCCGUGAAGAGGUGGCCCAUAUCAAGAGCACAAAGAGCUAA